UGCAGUUGUUUUAGAUUCAGUUCGUGAUGGAGACUACAGACCACAGAAUCUAGAGGUGCAGAUGGUUGUAUCUCCCUCCGGUUAAUAUAUACAUUAUCUAUAUAGUGUUGCGAAUUCUCUGCAGCCGUGUUUCAAAAACAAUUAAAUUCAUUUCACUAUAUACCCACAUCACCGGUAUAGAAUAUUUCUACGAGUGAUCUUCCGAGCUCCGGCUAGCUCCUGUGCGUGGCGACAAUUCAUCCCUUCGGACUCCGCGAUUUUUUACCACGCGGUCGGCUUACAGAAACUGACCAUACAAAGAAUACAGGUACACGGACAGCCGUUCGGGGAUUCAAAUUCCUUCUGCCGCAAGAUGUUUAGCAAUCUUUGACGAUUUUUUAAACAAUCACGAAUUUAUGGACCGUUCGGUACACGGUUGGUCGUCCUUCCCGGAGAUGAGAUGAGCUUGGUCGAUGGUAGGCGACGCGUUGAGGGCCGGAUGUUGGUCAAUUCGAUCGUUUCAUUGAUUCAUUGGUCCAACGUGAUUGGCUGAUUUGCCAGAGGCUCAUCGCAAGAUUAUAAAUCCGAAGUAAUCUCCGCAUCGGAACCCAACAUAUACCUGCCAUAGGUGACUGCAGCUUACAGGGAAAUUAACUAGGCAUUCGAUAAUCAAUUAAUCGUUACGAUUUACCGAAGGAAGUGAGGGCCACGCGGAAGGUGGAGAUGUUUCAUGAAGUUGGGAAGGUUUCUUCAACUUUUCCCGGAAACGGCUGACCCUCCUUGGCGUCGGAAAAUGACGUGAUUGCGAUUUAAGUAAAGAGGAGAACGCGCGUACGAUUUCAAGAAAUUAAAAAGCAAGUGCAACCCCAGGGGGGUCGUAACUUGGUAGCGCAUCUCGCCGCAACUUUCUUUACCGCUUUCCUGCAAUUUACUUUCAGAAGUAAAAACGAAAAAAGGAAACAAUUUGGAAAGAUAAAUAUUAGGAAGAAUAGAUAGUUGGCGCGGCAAAAGGGAGAGAGGAGAUAAAAGAUAAGAGAAAGGAAGAAAGUUUGGGUCGGAGCUAAUCUGACGUGGGCACUGGAAAAUUCAGAGACAAUAAGCAGGAUGCGAUUCUCCGGUUCUGUUCGGCACUCUACGCAAUUCUACCUUGACCGGUUCAAUUAAAAAAUCAUUUCCAAGUGUCUCCGGAGUUUCCGUAAAUUCAGGACUUGGGGCACUGCAAGGCUCGUGAUUAUGGUGAACGGAUUAUGAAGUGAUCGAUUGACGAGUUAAUCGAAAUCAGCGGAGCGAAAUUGAAAUUGAGCAAAACGAACCAGAGGACCGAAGAAAUAAAAAUAGAUCGAACUAGUGAAGUGCGCGUGUGAAAUAUGUACGGUGUUAAAUAUGUAACGAUUUGUUUAAACUGUCGCAUUUAAUCCAAUUCGACUUAUCAACAAAUGUAGUACAGAGCUGAGUGUAUUUUAGUUUGUAAGACAGAGCAGUAACGCGGUAGUUUCGAAUUCAGUGGGCAUUCAGAUAUAACAAUAAAAACCAAAAGACGAUAAAAAACGAUUUUGUAUCAAAAGAAAAUAUAUAUAGGGUAUUAGUCAAAUAUACAGUUGGAUAUCAUUCUAAUUUAUUAAAUUCAGAUUUAUAAUCGCAUUUUACAGUCAUCUCCAUUAACGUACCCGCCAUCGGGGUUUAUAUAAAUAAAUAAAUAAAUAAAUAAAAUACGAAGGAUAUCACGGAUUUCACGGUUUUAUUCGGAGAUAAAUAAUUCCGGAGGGGUAACGUAGGUAAACGAAAAAUCGCGAAGACAUAUCCGUAUAACAUAUGUUAUAGAGGACGCAGGAUAGACGGACAUGCGCGACGGUCAUGCGGGCUGAUCCGAAGAAACCCUGUUGCUCUCUGCUGCAGUCUUCGAAAGUUAUCGAAAUUCUUGAAAGAUGAGUACCAUCGACUUCGACGACGUGCUCGUGCACGUGGGCGAGAAAGGACGAUACCAAAACAUCAUGUACUACCUGCUUUGUAUACCCGCAACCCUGCCGGCGGCAUUUCUCGCAUUUUCGCAGGUGUUUGUGAGUGCGUCGCCGGAGCACUGGUGCCGAAUUCCCGAAUUGGAGAACUCGAACUUGACCUUGGACCAGAGGAAGGCGUUGUCGUUACCCUACACCCCAAAAUCGGACGGUCGCCGUUCGUAUUCACGUUGCUACAUGUACGAUGUGAAUUACACGGCGAUAAUCGAGGCAUGGCUCCACCAAGAGCAGAUAACGACCUCAAAUUUCACGCGGACAUCCAACAUCGGAGCACCCGGACCACCUCCGGUUGGUAGCACCGAGUGGCCGAUCAGCAAAUGUCAACACGGUUGGAUAUACGACAGGAAGGACUACGACAGCACGCUCGUCACAGAGCUAGAUCUGGUAUGCGACAACAGUUGGUGGCCCUCGACGUCAACGACGUUUUUCUACGUCGGUAGCCUAUUUGGGAACGUCGUUUUCGGGUGGAUAGCCGACAAAUGGGGUCGGAGGACUGCCUUCUUCGCGAUCCUCUUUCUCGAAGUGAUAAUAUCGAUCGCUACCAGUUUCAGUCCCAAUUACGUAAUCUACACCGCACUGAGGACCGUCAACGGCCUGUUCUUCCCCGCAAUCUACCAGAUACCUUUCAUCCUGGCCCUCGAAUUGAUGGGACCCAGAUACAGGACUUUUGCUGGUAUGGUUAUCUGCAUGUUCUUCGCAACGGCGAUGUCCCUUUUAGCUCUGCUGGGGUACUUCCUGAGGAAUUGGUACGCCUUGUCUCUGGCGACGUCCGUACCCUUCGUCCUGCUAUUCAGCUACUACUGGAUAAUUCCGGAGUCCCCCCGUUGGCUGCUGAGCAAAAAUCGCAUCGACGAAGCGGAGGUGAUCGUCCAGCGGAUGGCAAAAGUCAACGGAAAAACUGUGCCAACGAACUUCUUGAGGAAGAUGGAGAUGGACAUAUUGAAGAAGCAGGGCAUCUCCUGCAAUGGAAGGAAUUUCGGCGGUGCCGAAGAUCGACCCCCACCUCCUUCCGCGACCCCGAUGGAUCUGAUCAGAAACCCGAACAUCAGGAAAAAGUUCUUCAUUCUCGCGUUCGACUGGGUAGCCAACGCUGUUGUCUACAACGGGCUUUCCUACAACACCACCAACUUAGGAGUAUCUGACUAUUUGGCGUUUUUUAUCGGAGGCAUCGUCGAGAUCCCAUCAUACUUCAUCACUUGGUACGCGAUGGACAGAUUAGGGAGACGCUGGGUCCUCUGCCUCACGAUGCUACUCGGUGGCGUGGCCUGUGUCUCCUGUAUGUUCGUCCCGGAAGAUGCCGUCUGGGUGACCGUGUCGCUUGCGAUGGUCGGAAAAUUUGGGAUCGCGGCGUCGUUCGCGGUCUUUUACGUUUUCGUCGGGGAGUUACUGCCGACCGUACUCAGGUCACAGGCGAUGGGCAUCGCCUCAUUUAUCGCGGGAAUCGGUUUGCUCACUUUUCCCUACAUCGUCCACCUCGCAGUUUACUCCAGGGUUCUGCCCCUGAUCGUCAUGGGUUCUUUGAGCGUUGCCGGAGCCUUGACGUCAAUCUUUUUGCCGGAAACUCUCAACAUUCAUCUUCCUCAGACUAUAGAGGAGGGAGAACUAUUCGGCGCAGACUUCAAACUCUGGUCUUGUCCCACCGGUGCGAUGAGAAGACCGAAGGGGAACGAAGAAACGGAAAUGCCCGUAAGGUUCCUGGUGAACGGUCGACCGGGAAGUCAAUCGGCCGGCGAUCUCGUUCAAGACGUACCGGAAGCAGCAAGGGUCAGUCUCCAGUGUCCGGAGGACGACCUAGGCGAGAACGAACUCCCGGAAUCCGAUUCGGAAAUACGCCGGGAAGACGAAAAGGUCUGAGCGACGCCCCGCCUUCGGCAUUUGAUGGAGCCAGACCGCGGAACGCGUUCAGAAAUCCGAGACGUUACGAAGGACGACGAGGUCGAGAAAACGGGAACGUUUCACGACAGAUAAAUUCUAACGACUUUGUAUUAUAUCGCUGUAGGCACACAUUGUAUUUAUUUUUCCAUUUAAUAUAUUGUCUUUCGUUUAUAAGAAAAAAAAAAAAAACCAUUCGGGA
Molecule: messenger RNA, 4068 nt
Organism: Athalia rosae (coleseed sawfly)
Lineage: Eukaryota; Metazoa; Arthropoda; Insecta; Hymenoptera; Athaliidae
Product: organic cation transporter 1-like
Exons: 10
Coding region: 1905-3848 (647 amino acids)
Biological process (GO): transmembrane transport
Cellular component (GO): membrane
Molecular function (GO): transmembrane transporter activity
Source: RefSeq, a predicted model, not a curated record